UGGUGGGGGACAUUUUGGCGAAACUAAAAAGAAUAGCCACACACUUCAACCAUUCAGUGGUAGCACAACAACGACUCUGUUAUUCAGCAAGAGGUUGGUGUUCCUAACCAUUCCAUUAUCCAGGCAGUGCAAACCAGGUGGAACUCCACACUGCAUAUGAUUGCCAGGAUGAUUGAGCAAAAGAGAGCAAUCACAGCCUAUUCUAGUGACCACAGCAAUUGUGUAUGUCCAAGUGCAGAGGAGUGGGAUGUGGCAGCAAACCUGGCGGAGACCCUGACACCAAUGGAAGAUAUAACACUUGAAAUGAGCAAGGCCGAUUCCUCUGCUUCCUGCAUUAUAGCAGUGCUGAAGUGUCUGCUCGAGUCAGAGGGACCAAACAGCAGAGGAAUCAAGACUCUAAGAAAGACCAUGCUGGAGAGCCUGGAGAAAAGGUUCUCUAAGGUGAAAGAGGCAAAAGAGGUGGUGCUCGCAUGUCUGCUCGAUCCACGCUACAAGGAGCGGCCCUUGUCACCAGAGACACUAGGUCAAGCCAAAGCCUGGGUAAUGGAAGAAGCACAGAGGAAUCCACCAGAAACACAAGGAGACACUGCCUGGGAAGAAGAGGGAGAUCCAAAACGACAGAGAGUGGAGGAGGGACGGGCCCACAGUGUUCUAGACAGUCUGUAUGACAGCAUGCUCUCUUCAACCACUCAGGACGAGGAACCAGAGGAGAUCAUUGAAGAGCUGGAACGGUAUAUGAGGGAGCCUGUCAUAGACCGGAAAAAGGGGAACCCACUGGAGUGGUGGAAGAGCAACGGUUUCCGCUUCAAGGGACUGUCAGGCCUGGCCAGGAGAUACCUUUGCUGUCCACCUUCCUCUGUGCCUAGUGAGAGGGUGUUCAGUACCAUUGGCAACAUUUAUGAGGAGAAGCGCAGCUCCCUCAAGGGAGAGAAUGCUGAAAAGCUGUGCUUCCUGCACUACAACGUGCCUCUGCUGAAGUGGCAAUAUUAAGGAUUCUAUGACCUGCCCCACACAAUUGUUACCUCGUUAAUAUAGUUAUUUUAUACUAUUAUUGAUUUGUUUUCAAAGAUGUUGUGUAUAGUUACAAAAAAGUUCUUCUUGCUGCACUUUAUGUCAAAAGAUUGUUGUGCAAAAUGUUAAUAUGCUGCUUGCCCAACACGUUACCUCGUUCCGAUAGUUAUUUUAUAUUAUUAUUGAUUUGUUUUCAAAGAUGUUGUGUAUAGUUACAAAAAAGUUCUUCUUGCUGCACUUUAUGUCAAAAGAUUGUUGCGCAAAAUGUAAAUAUGCUGCUUGCCCAACACGUUACCUCGUUCCU
Gadus chalcogrammus (walleye pollock) is the source of this 1315-nucleotide messenger RNA. RefSeq names its product zinc finger BED domain-containing protein 4-like. The coding region runs from base 157 to 990 and encodes 277 amino acids. The record is from RefSeq and is a predicted model, not a curated record. Gene Ontology annotation, molecular function: protein dimerization activity. The transcript has a single exon. Lineage: Eukaryota; Metazoa; Chordata; Actinopteri; Gadiformes; Gadidae.